CUUAUUGUAGGAUGAUUUGUAUUUGGUCAAGGAAAAGAGAAUUGAAGAGAAGGAGUUCUAUGUCCAUGCUGGGAGGCCUGGGGGUCUUUUGGGCUAGAGUAGAUAUUUUAAGGCAAAUGACUGCAGUUUUUGGACACAAGUAGAAUCUAUUGGAUAAAAAGAGGUAGGAGUGGAUACCAGCGAAUCUUGGUGUCCAUCUCUGGGCCUAAAGGGCUGCUAGGGGGACAAGAAGGGGGUGGGUAGUGAGUCAGAGUUGGUGGGAUAGGGAAAGAGAGGCCCGGAAGUCAGCAACAUAGCAGUGUGGCCAGGUGCCUGGGGCAGAAGGGCAAUAAUGACUUCCAGUUCCCACUAUGCUGCCAGAGACAGCUGCUUUUUGUCUUCUCGCCUCCUUUCCCCAAGUCAGCACUUGGGAAAGUUUCCCAGUCACUGCACCCUUAGUUAUGCCACUGCCAGGAAGCCAGGAACAUAGGUUCCAAUACAUUGUUGAGCCAACAGAUACUUGCAAGGUUGGUGUCCUUGCAGAUCACCCAAGCCAGACAGAGUAAAAGUUGGGCCAUUUCCAAGCCACAGGAAGUGGGGGAGGUGAUUCAGCUGCUGAGUCAAUACUAUUCCCAUUUACCUCACCCUGCAUCCAAACUACACCAGGUGGGAAGCGGGGGAAAGGGUUCUGACUCCAUCCCCUUACAGUUUGUGCUGAUCUUAGGAUCCCAGCAUGAUGCCAGGGGUCUCUCUGUUGUAGGUCCCAGGGCAGGAAUUCAGUAGGUACUCCCCCCUGCCAGUGCCUCAGUGCUGUACCCAUGUCCCAGGGAGUAAGCAGGGACAGGAGGGGGCUUUGUCCCUUCAGUCCAUACUGACCAAGAUACCCUAAUUCAAUACUAGGAACACUGAGUUGUGGGGAAGGGGUGGGGGGACUCAGUAGGAGCCAUUUCUGCUCUGCAGUAAGUGCUACCCCAGUGCCCCUGCUUGGCUUGAUACCCCUGAGCCAGACUCUUGGGUUCCAAACCAGGUUCUGCCUUUACACCUGACCCCUCCCUCUGAAGCACAGAAGUCUGAUUGUGAAAGUACUGGGGGAGGGUGGAGGCUGGGAUGUACUGUGGCUUGCACAAGGCUCCUAGCACUUCCUUCAGAUGCUCAGACUGUGACACUCACACCGGCAAGCGCGGGACUGAGGCACCUGGAGGAACCCUCCCCAGGGACAGAGUCCACUAAGGAAAAACUAACUGUAAGUGGUCAGCUCUUUCCAAGUUAUGAGAGGAGCCCAGAGCUGGGGAAGCAGGGAGCAGCAGCUCGGGAGUGAGGGGCACUGGGGAGCUAAGGGGAGAGGUGAUUGCUGGGGUAGCAGGAUUAUAUAUAACAGGUUAUAACUGAGGGUGGCUGGGGGACCCUAGGGAAGGCAGGAGCUGAGGGUUGAGCCUAGGGUUAAGUCACUCACAGAGCUUUGGGGGAAUCCCGAGGGAGUGGGGGUGCAGUAAGUGGGUUAGUGGCGGAGUGGGGUAAGGGAUGGGCACUAGCAGAGGUAUGUAGAUAGGUGUAAGGGAAGACAUGUGAUUUUUCUAAAUUUAUCUCCACUUCCAUCUGCCUCCUUUUCUGCUUUUGGGCAGUGGGGAUGGUUAAUGGCAUUGAUUGGCUGGACAUGUGAGAGCCAAGCUGCUGUACCAGGGGUGAGAGCCACCUCCAUCCCUGGGUACCUCCUGGAUUGUCUUUUCACUUCUCUCUAUGGCAGCCAAGAGGCACCUUCACUCUGAGCCUCCUACUGUACUCCCCUCCUGCCAUUUACUCUGAAGUGAGGAGUAUGGGAGUUGACACCAUGCUGGGACCUUGCAUUGGGGAAAUUGCUCUGGUCACUCAUACAUCCUGUCCUGUUAUCACAAGAAGCCAGGUUGCUAGCUGGAGCUGGGGGAAGAGGAAGCGAGACAGCCAUGUAGAGAAAAAAUAGGUGGGUUUGGGCAGGGAUAGAUAGAUAGAUAGAUAGAUAGAUAGAUAGAUAGAUAGAUAGAUAGAUGUGAUCAUGAAUGUGUGCAUAGGACUGCACAGAUGAAUGGAUGAGUGAAUAGAAGCAAAAGUGGGUGGGGAGUGGGGGCGAUGUGGAUGGGAUGGGUGAAGUAAUACUUCUGGGGAUGAAUGGCAGAAGAACAGGGUGUGUAUUGGGAUGGCGGGUGGGUACAUAUGGACAAAGGGAUAUGUAUGGAUGGGAGGGAUGAAUAGGCAGCUAGAGCCUGUGUGAGAGAAGGGAAGAGGUGUGUGUGGGGGGAGAGGAUGGGGGCCUAUUGAUUUAUGGACCCCUCAAUUAUUCCUGCUCCUUCACCUUCCCACAGACCCUUUGCCUGCCUCAAUGGAGAAUGACACCCUCUCUACUUCAGUGCCUCUUGCAGAACAGACAUCCCCACUGUCUGGCAGAACGAUAGGGCUGGUAGUGCUGUCCCUGGCAUUUAUCCUUGGCUUCCCAGGAAAUGCCUUUGUAAUAUGGAGUGCAGCCUGCCUUGUCCGGAAGCACACUGUCACCAGCCUCCUGAUACUGCACUUGGCCGUGGCUGAUGGGGCCACACUGCUCACCGCACCCUUUUUCCUCCGGCUGCUGAGCAUCGGGCAAUGGGAGUUUGGUCUUUUCAUCUGCCGGUUGUGCUACUAUAUCUGUGGGGUGUGCAUGUAUGCCAGCGUCUACCUCAUUGUCCUCAUGAGUCUUGACCGCUGCCUGGGUGUUUCCAAGCCUUUCCUCUCCCAGAACAUCCGCACCAAGGUAGUAGCCAGGUCCUUGGUCCUAGUUAUAUGGCUGUUGUCUUUCCUCCUUGCCAUCCCCGUCAUCUUCUUCCGCCGAUUGGAAAAUUACUCUGGCCGCUUCAUCUGCAAACUAUCUCAUGAUAACCAGCAACAUUUGGUUUUCCACAAACUCUUUGAGACCCUGACCGGCUGCAUACUGCCCUUUUUCAUUAUCAUCUGCUGUUACAUCGUCAUCGGGCGCCGGCUGAAGGAGACGCGUUUCCGGAGGAAGCGCCGCACCAGCCGGCUCAUCACAGUCAUUGUGGUGGCCUUCACUGUCUUCUGGCUGCCCUAUCACUUUGUGAACAUCCUCGAGGUGGUCGGAAAACUGAGUGGCUUAAAAAGUGUCACCCAGGCUGGAGAGAAGGCACAGCCUACCAUGAUUGCUCUGGCUUUCUUCAGCAGCAGCAUCAACCCCAUCCUCUAUACCUUCACGGGUAGCAGCUUGCUCAAGGCAGCAGGUGUGGGCUUCAUGGCCAAGUUGUUUGAUGGCACAAGCUCUGAUAUACUCAGCUUACGGCAAGGUACUGGUCGGUCCACCCAGCAGCGUGAGGAGGUGGAGAUGAAGGUGGUGAGGAAUGAGAAUGAUGAGAACAUCACCCCAAUAGGAUUGUCAGUGGAGACCACGUUGGAUGGGUGCUGACAGCUCCUACCACCUUCAGCCAGCCCUUAGAAGACCCAGAUGGAUGGCUGCCUCCUUAACAGGGGUGAGGUGUAAAUUAACAGAACUGGAGAAUUUGCCAGAAAAGUAUGAUUUUUUUUUAUAUUUGGCGAUAAGGCUGGACAGGAUAAAUGCAUUACCUUGUUCUGUACACCUCUUUUCCUUCCCACCACCAACUGCUGAGGGGAGAAAACCAAGGAUCAUAAGACCUAAAGAAAUCUCUGCUGAGGCACCAGCAGUGACCAAUAAGAAUGAGCUACUAACUGUGAAUAACAUUGGACUCCCCACAAGCCUGAUCCUUGCACUUCUUCCCCCACUCCCUCCCUCCAGCCUCUAAAAAAUCAGUGAUAAGGGAAUGAGGUUUUUUUCCUGGUAAUAUGGGAAUCCUUGCUGUCUCUAAGGCUGCACAGAUCCCAUCCCCCCAGCCAAGGUUGGUCAUAGAAAUGGUAAAGAAGUUGGGUUGGAAGGGAUCUCCAUAGGUCAUCUAGUCUAAACCCCUGCCUGAGGCAGGCUCAUCCAUAUUCAAACCAUCCUAUACAAUCCAUAAUCUAACCUCCAGUCAUUAUGACUGGCACUGAACAGACAAUGACCAAGAUUGGGGGCCCCCUCCUAAACCAGGUGAUGCCCAAGACUUGAGAUUGGGGACCCCGUUUUGUUGGGUGCCGUGCAGACACAUGCCCAGAACCAGUCCCUGCUCUGGUGAGCUCCCAGCCAAGAGACUGUGGCAGUAUUAAUUUCUUCUUUCUCUGGAAGCAUAGAAGGGUUAAAUGACUCUUCCAAAGUCCUGGGACUCCCUUAGGGGUCAUUACCACAUCUGUUUCCUUCCUCUUUUCCCUUUCAAGAUCACCAACUUUGAUCCAGCCUCCCCAUCUCUCCCAACAUGCACACACUGUGGCAGUGAGCUGACUUGCUCAGGGUGGGGAGUGGGGCGUUAUAAAGUACUUUAGGGCUUGUUCCUGUAGAGAGCCUGAGUUCUUAUUUAGCUAUAGGCCAGAUGGGAUGAUCUAUCUCAUGGGGUUGGGAUAUGAUUUCUAUUCUCUGGGCAUACCAGAUCUGAUGCAGCACCCCAUAAUGUAAGUCCUCCCCUGCUUAAAUAAAUGGUUGCUUUUUGUCCUGUA
Molecule: messenger RNA, 4536 nt
Organism: Alligator mississippiensis (American alligator)
Lineage: Eukaryota; Metazoa; Chordata; Crocodylia; Alligatoridae
Gene: LTB4R
Product: leukotriene B4 receptor
Exons: 1
Coding region: 2333-3400 (355 amino acids)
Biological process (GO): positive regulation of cytosolic calcium ion concentration; phospholipase C-activating G protein-coupled receptor signaling pathway; complement receptor mediated signaling pathway
Cellular component (GO): plasma membrane
Molecular function (GO): complement receptor activity; leukotriene receptor activity
Source: RefSeq, a predicted model, not a curated record